Messenger RNA from Papaver somniferum (opium poppy), 756 nucleotides. Its product is annotated as cullin-1-like. The transcript has 3 exons. Gene Ontology annotation, biological process: protein ubiquitination; ubiquitin-dependent protein catabolic process. Bases 1 to 756 code for a protein of 251 amino acids. Gene Ontology annotation, cellular component: cullin-RING ubiquitin ligase complex. Gene Ontology annotation, molecular function: ubiquitin protein ligase binding. NCBI's taxonomy places the organism in Eukaryota, Viridiplantae, Streptophyta, Magnoliopsida, Ranunculales, Papaveraceae. The record is from RefSeq and is a predicted model, not a curated record.
AUGGGAACGAGAAAGAACAUUGAGUUGGAAGAAGGAUGGGAAUACAUGCAGAAAGGGAUCACAAAGGUGAUAAAUAUUAUUGAAGGCGUCCCUGAUGAAUCACCGAUGGACGUAGAACUUUAUAUGAUGCUGUCCACAACAGUCUACAAUAUGGGCACUCAGAAACCUCCUCAUGAUUAUUCCGGACAGCUAUAUGAAAGAUACACAGGUGUUUAUAAUGAUUACUUGCAAUCAAAAGUUUUACCAGCUAUUCAAGAGAAGAGCGACGAUGCAUCUAUGUCGCGACAAAUCGUUAAGAGGUGGGAUAAUCACAAGGUUAUGGUAAAUACACUUUGUAAAAUUUUCCGUUAUCUCGACCGUCUUUAUAUUCGUCCGAGGAAACUUUCUUCGUUGAAAGAUGUUGGGUUUGUUGCUUUUCGCGAAAUUGUGUAUGAGAAGAUGAAAGUGAAAGUUAGAGAUGCUGUUAUUGCUUUGAUUAAUCAAGAACGCGAGGGAAAUGAUAUUGAUAGGACUUUGGUCAAGGAUGUGUUAGAGAUAUUUGUUGAAAUUGGGAAUGAGAAUGGUAAAGAUAAGUUGGAUUGUUAUGUUAAUGAUUUCGAAACUGCGUUUUUAAGUGACAUGGUCGAUUAUUAUACUCGGAAUGGUUCUAAUGAGAUUACGGUUAUAGAAUGUUUUCAAAUGGAGAAGGAUAAGGAUGUUGAAAAGGGGAUGCGAUGUAAAGAUUCAGAAGAUGCAGCGUUAAUGACAAUGCUUUAA